Molecule: messenger RNA, 3179 nt
Organism: Drosophila bipectinata
Lineage: Eukaryota; Metazoa; Arthropoda; Insecta; Diptera; Drosophilidae
Gene: gwl
Product: serine/threonine-protein kinase greatwall
Biological process (GO): peptidyl-serine phosphorylation; intracellular signal transduction
Molecular function (GO): protein serine/threonine kinase activity; ATP binding
Source: RefSeq, a predicted model, not a curated record
CGCCAUUGUUUUCGUAGCCCUGGUCACACGUACGAACUGAACCAAUAUCGACGCGCUGCUCGGUUCAAAUUGCUUUUUAAAAUUUUUAAUUGUGCAAUAAACGAUAAAAAAAUACUAAAUCAAUAUCGUGAAUUUAAUUUGGGCCUACCUACUAGCCCAUCAGCUCUCAACUUGGUAAACGCGUAAAAGGCGCGAUCAAAAAAGACGGUAAACUGGGAGAUAUGGAAAACGCUGAUGCGACUUCCCAGUCGGAUCCCCAAAUUGACUACAAGACUCCCAAGAAGACCCACUCGCUGAUCGACAGUGAGCAGUUGCUAGACAAGAUCAAUAUCCUCACCACUAAGCCGGAGAACCACUCCCAGAAUGCAAAGCUUCCCACGAUCAAGGACUUUGUCAUCAUCAAACCAAUCAGCCGAGGAGCCUUCGGUAAGGUCUUCCUGGGCUACAAGAACAAUGACUCCAACAAGCUGUUCGCCAUCAAGGUGAUGCGCAAGUCGGAGAUGAUCAACAAGAACAUGGUCUCCCAGGUGAUCACCGAGAGGAACGCCCUCGCCCUGUCCCGUUCGCAGUUCUGCGUGAGCCUGUUCUACUCGCUGCAGUCGCUGUCCUACGUUUACCUAGUGAUGGAGUACAUGGUCGGGGGAGAUCUCAAGUCCCUGCUGGCCAUGUACGGAUAUUUCGACGAGGUCACUGCCCGUUUCUAUGUGGCCGAAAUGGUAAUGGCGCUGCAGUAUCUCCACCAGCAUGGAAUCGUCCAUCGCGACAUCAAGCCGGACAACAUGCUCUUGUCCGCCACAGGUCAUGUCAAGCUCACAGACUUUGGGCUGAGCAAGAUCGAUAUGCGAAGGGAUUUGGAAAUCUCCGACUUAAUCAACUGCUCCCCAAACUUGAAUGCCCGGACCCCAGGCCAGCUUCUGUCGCUCACCUCGCACUUGUCUUUUGGUUCCGAGAAGAAGUUGCAAGACUAUGGCUCCGCUCUGCCAGGACACAUUGUGGCCGGUAUGGGAGGAGCACCCAUGGUUACUGGCACUGGCACUUCCCACCUUCUCCAGGCCAUCAACAAGCAUAGUCUGAUCAUGGAGCUGUCCGACAGCGAGGGUGACACUUCGCUAAAUGAGGCGGAAAAGACGAGUGACAGCAAGAUCUCCGGAGUAUCGCCCUUCUUCUCAGCCGAGGAGGUUAACGAUUCCAUUACCCACACGUGCACCACCAAUAUUAAUCCACAGGACAGCAGCUCGUCCUGCUCUUUCCACACCUGCAAUUCAGCCGACCUGAGUAAGUGCUCGCCGCCGUUGGAGUCCGCUGGAUCAGGAGUCGCGGCUACGGAGGCUGCUCCCACCAAGCGACGCGUGGAGUUUGCUUUGGAUCCAGUUCCCUGCCAGGGCUGCAAGUUGGCCGAGCAGGACAGCAGUAACAACUUGGCCACCAAAGGUGGCAAGCAUUUUCCGAAGCUGGAGAAUGCAAACGAGCCCUCGUUUGAGUUCUCCAUGGUACGCAGGCGAUCCCUCGACGAGCGCAAUCGCUUGUUAAAAGGUCAGGAGGAUUCCGGCGUGUCAAGCCGCAAGGGGGAUGACAACUCCAGUUGCCACCUGAACCUGAAUAGUGAGAGCACCGCCUCCUCUAUCGAGAACAAGGCCGAAAACCUGAGUCAGUCCAAGGAGGACUUCAGCUGCUCGGACUACUCCCGCAGUUACAACAUGACCAAUGGAAACGAGAUGAGUGGGAUCCACAUGAACUCACCUUUUCGAAACCUUUCCAAGCACUUUAAGCGCCCCGACUUUCUGCGCGGCAUGAAACGAAAGAUCAAUCUGGUCAAUCGUUCCGACAACAUGUCCAGUCUGGAUGCCGAUGGCUCCAGCUCGGGCAAUGGCAGCCAAAACACCGGUCUCACCCAGGAGAUCGAAAUCCUGAACAUUGGCAGCAGCACGCCGAAGAAAAGAAAGGCUCGUUCGUCGCCUAUCCGGGGAGUCCUCAAGGUUCGUUCCCUCUCCGAUGACGAACUGCCCAUGAACCAUUUGCUGUGCCCGGAAGCAAACGUGGCCAAUGUGGUCUUCUCCACGCCUGUCUCGUCCCAAAAGUUGCCCCGCCGCGAUGGGGGCUUGCUGGGAAAACUGAAGGCUACUCGCUUCGCACUGCCUUUGUCGAUAGAAAAUAAGAAACGGGAGCAUGCGGCCGUUGAAAAGAUGUCGGGUGUGCACUACCACCUUAAGCUGGCCGACGACCCCACAAUGUCUCCCAUCAACCAUGGCGCUGGUAACCUGCCCAAGACUCCAAAGAAUAUGAAUAUUAAUACACCGUUUCGCACGCCGAAGUCUGUGAGGAGGGGUGCGCGUAUUUCCAAUGAACGCAUCAUGGGAACCCCGGAUUAUCUGGCUCCAGAGCUACUGCUGAAGCAAGGCCAUGGCCCCGCCGUGGAUUGGUGGGCCCUGGGUGUGUGCUUCUACGAGUUCAUGACCGGUAUUCCACCCUUCAACGAUGAGACGCCUCAAAAAGUAUUUGACAACAUUCUGAACAAAAACAUCGAAUGGCCUGAAGGCGAUGAGGCGCUAUCUGCUGAAGCCAUGGAGGCUGUGGAGCUCCUGCUGACCAUGGACCCCGCGGAGCGACCUGCUGCCAAAGAGGUGCAACAAAUGCAGCACUUUGCCGACAUUGACUGGGAGAACAUUGGCAACACAGAGCCACCGUUUGUGCCCACGCCUGACAAUCCAACGGAUACGGGCUACUUUGAGGCCCGGAACAACCUGCAGCACCUGCAGCUAUCCAACUUUGCCGUGGAAGACUGAUUACCGCUCGAACGGAGCCCGGCUGCGCCCGCUUUUCUCAGCCCUGUUAUUUAUUCCUGUCUAAGAGUAGGCCCCCCAUGUUCACCUGUUGUUGUUCGUUUAGCCAUAUGUAUUUAUAUUCUGUGUUUAGCGUUCAUUUGAAUUGUAUCAUUAAAAUUAUUGUACAGUCGAUUCACUCAUCAUUAUUACGAAGGAUAUAUAUGUAUGUAUUCCGGUACAAAUCGCGUCAAGUAUGCGCGAUCUAGAUAACGUAUUUAAUAAAUUUAUAGAAAAGAUGAAAUUGUGUGCCCUAUAAAGGGUGCCCAUUCAGAAUGUAAUGAACUUCUAUGUAAAACAAGAUCACCAAAAACCGUGUCAAUCGAAAAUAUAUUUGGAAUUGGUAUAUUCAUAGUCGAA